CAUCGCGCAGUAUGUCGACGCCUGCGGCCAGGGUCCGCGCUCGGUCUCCUCCCUCCACUCCCUCCCCGCGGGACGCGCAGCGCGGGAGCCCCUCUUUGCACACAGCAGGGUUAGAGGACCACGCACUGUUUUUCAGGAAAGUGACACAGUUAAUUUUGAGGGAAAUGCCAAAAGCUGGAUAUUCCAGCUUACUAAAUGAUUUUGUCGAAUCUAAUUUUUUUGUGAUUGAUGGAGAUUCCUUGCUUGUCACGUGCCUAUGUGAGAAAUCAUUAAAGCAGGGACAGAAUCUCCAUUUCUUCUAUCUGAUGGAAUGCUAUCUUGUGGAUCUUAUGAGUAAUGGAGGACAAUUUGCCAUAGUUUUCUUCAAGGAUGCUGAGUGUGCAUAUUUUGAUUUCCCUGAACUUCUUUCAUUGAGAACUGCUUUAAUUCUCCAUCUUCAACGCAAUACUAACAUCGAUGUUCAAACGGAGUUUUCCGGGUGCUUAUCACUAGACUGGAAAUUAUUCUUGGAAGAUCAUCACCCGUAUUUUCUGGUAGUUUCAGAUGAAGGCCUGAAUGAUCUACAAACAUGUCUUUUUAACUUCUUAAUCAUACAUUCCUGGGGAAUGGGAGUCAAUGUUGUGCUUUCAUCGGGACAAGAAACUGAUAUUCUCAGAUUUUAUGCAUAUAUUAUGGAAAGCACGUACAGAAACCAGACGUUUUCUAAGGAGAAUAAAAUGGUGAUUCAGAGUGCAUAUAUAAGCCUUGUACAACACUUGGAAAAAAGCAGAAUUUUAGCAUUAGCAUUUCAUUUUGGACAUUUGCUGUGGAAAGAUAUGAUGGAAGAGGCACAUCAGACUACAUCUCUGCUUCAGAGCUUAUGGCCAGAAGGAGCAGACAUCCGGCGUGUUCUCUGUGUUACUUCUUGUUCAUUAUCCUUGAGAAUGUACCAUCACUUCUUGGUGGACAGUAAUUGCUUAGCUUUGCAGGAAGUGGAAGAUUUCUGUAGACUGCAAUGCCUCUGUAUGGCUUUUCAGCUCCACCUACCUCUUUCUCAGAGAGCUUAUUCACGAAUCAUCACUUCCUCUUGGAUUGGGGACAUCGAUACUUUCUUAAAAAUGAAAAAGUGGUGUGAAUAUUUCAUUUUAGGAAAUUUAAACUUUUUUGGAUGCUGGAAUCUGAAUUUAAAUCAUAUUUCUGACUUACAUGAUGAGAAUUUGUUGAAGAACAUUGCCUUUUACUAUGAACUUGAAAAUACUCAAGAUGUACAUCUGAAUUUGGGAGAUUACAUUAGGAGGGAUUAUGAACACCUGUGGAAUUUUGUGUCACAGCUGGUUAAAGAAUUUAAUGUAGGAAAGUGUUUUCCUCUGAGAACAACAAGAAGACAUUUUCUUAGUAGGACGCAGUCAACAAUCCAAGAAAUUUCCUUGAAAAAGAUGCCUAGUUUGGGUUUUAUUCCAAUGACAUCUUCGGUAAUUGAUAAGUUUGUUGGAGACAUGGUGAAGGAUUUGCCUAUUCUAAAGAGUGAUGAUCCAGUUAUUACUUCACUGUUUAAACGAAAGGAAACUGAUGAACUUUUGCACUGGCAUGCUCAUAGACCUCUUACUGAUGUCUAUGACAGGACCAAGUGUCACUUUGAUGAAAAAUCUAGAGACCCUCAUGUUAUUAAUGGCCUAAAAAUGAAUCAGGCUUAUGAGAAAUUUUAUGGAAACUCAUUAGAAUCAAUCUCUUCAAAAGUCAUUGUAACACAAACUACACAGCCGAAGGACGAUUCCAGUGGUGCCAACAGUGAAAUAUUACAGGAUACAGAACACAAAAAAAUUAUUAGAAAGAAAACGAAAAGGUCAAUUCUCAAAGAUGAUCAGAAAGAAAAACGACAAUGGAAUGCUCUGUCAUUUUCUAUUGAAGAGGAGAUGAAAGAGAAUUUAAAUUCUGGAAUAAAGAAAUUAGAAGAAUUUUUGAUGUCAUGUACAAGUAAUUCAGUGAAACUUCAAGUUGAAAUGGUAGGGUUAAUCGCCUGCUUUAAAGCAUGGAAAGAACAUUGCCAAGGUGGAGGCAAAAUUUCAAAAGACUUAAGUAUAGCUGUUCAAAUGAUGAAAAGGAUCCAUUCACUCCUGGAGGGAUACCCAGAAAUUUUGGAAGAGGAACAUCAUCAAUUUAUAGCUAAAUGCCUUAAAUAUUUAGGCUUUCAUGAUUUGGCAAACUCUUUAGAUCCAUCCCUGAUGUUAGGAGAUGACAACAAAAAGAAGGAAAAGAAUAAAUCUUCAAUUGGCAUUGGACCAGCUAGGUUUCAACUACAGUACAUGGGCUAUUACUUGAUACGAGAUGAGAGAAAAGAUCCAGAUGCCAGAGUUCAGGAUUUUAUUCCUGACACAUGGCAGCGAGAGCUCCUCGAUGUCGUGGAUAAUUAUGAGUCAGCAGUGAUUGUUGCCCCAACGUCCUCAGGCAAAACCUACGCUUCCUACUACUGCAUGGAGAAAGUGCUGAAGGAGAGCGAUGAAGGGGUGGUUGUGUAUGUUGCACCCACAAAGGCCCUUGUUGGUCAAGUGGUAGCAACUGUUCAGAAUCGUUUUACUAAAAAGUUGCCGCAUGGCAGAGUCCUGUGUGGUGCUUUCACAAGAGAUUACCGUUAUAAUGCACUGAACUGUCAGGUACUUAUUACGGUGCCUGCAUGUUUUGAAAAUCUGUUGCUUGCUCCCCGUUGCCAAAAAUGGGUGAAAAGGAUCAGAUAUGUUAUAUUUGAUGAGGUCCAUUAUCUUGGCAGAGAAACUGGAGGAAAACUUUGGGAGCUUCUCCUUGUCAUGAUCCGAUGUCCCUUUUUGGUUCUUUCAGCUACCAUAAAUAACCCUAAUCAUCUCACUAAGUGGCUGCAAUCAGUAAAACGGUACUGGAAACAGGAAGACAAGAUUAUGGAGGAAAAAUUUAUUUCUGAAAAAAAGGCUGACAAAUGUUUCCACUUUCUCAAAGACAACUUGCAUAUAAAUCAAUCCUAUGAAGUUAGACUUGUGCUCUAUGGAGAGAGAUACAAUGAUUUAGAGAAGCAUAUAUGUUCAGUAAAGCAUGAUGAUAUUUAUUUUGAUCAUUUUCACCCAUAUGCAGCAUUAACGACAGAUCUUAUUGAAAAGUCUGGAUUCCCUCCUGAUCUUACUCUUUCCCCUCAAGAAAGCAUCCAGCUUUAUGAUACCAUGGUUCAAGUCUGGAAAACUUGGCCCCGGGCUCAGGAGUUGUGUCCAGAGAACUUCAUUCAUUUUAAGAACAAAAUCGUCAUUAAAAAGUUGGAUGCUAGAAAAUAUGAAGAAAACUUAAAGGCAGAAUUAACAAAUUGGAUUAAAAAUGGCAAUGUAAAGAAGGCUGAAAGAGUACUGAGGAAUCUUAGCCCAGAUUCAUUGUCUAAUUCAGAAGAUAUGGAAAAAAUGUUUCCCCUUCUCAUUGAAAAAUUAAGACAAAUGGAUAAGUUGCCUGCACUAGUUUUUUGUUUUAAGAAUGAUGAUGUGGAAAAAAAAGCUAGAAGUAUGUGCAAUUUACUGGUGAAGAAAGAGGGAGAAAGCCAUCCGCAAACUGAAUGUCAUAGCUAUGUCCAUGACAUAGGUAAGAAAAUUGAAGAAACUGAAAAAAUCAUGAAGAAACAAAAGGGCAUCAACAUUAAAAAAGACCAGGGAAAGGCCAGGAAAUUGGCAAGAAAACUGAGUUUUGAAGCUGAAUAUAUUAAUUUCCUGGAGAAUCUGAAGAAGAUUCUAGAAAUCUCUAAGGACCACACAUAUGCUGAUGUCAAUGCACUACACACGGAGAUCGUGGAGAAUCGCUCAACUUUGAACAAGGUGUUUCAACGAGUACAAUCAACAAGAAAAGGUGAAGAACUGAAGGCGUUAGCCCAGAGAGGAAUUGGAUAUCAUCACAACUCCAUGUAUUUUAAAGAAAAAGAGUUAGUUGAGAUACUCUUCAUGAAAGGGUUUAUCAGGGUUGUGACAGCCACUGGAACACUUGCCUUAGGAAUCCAUGUGCCAUGUAAAUCUGUUGUUUUUGCUCAAGACUCAGUCUAUCUAGAUGCUUUAAAUUACAGACAGAUGUCUGGUCGUGCUGGAAGACGAGGUCAAGACCUGCUGGGAAAUGUGUAUUUCUUUGAUAUUCCAUUGCCCAAAAUUAAAAGACUCAUCACAUCUAAUGUUCCUGAGUUGAGAGGACAGUUCCCUCUCAGCAUAAGCCUGGUCCUGCGACUUAUGCUUCUGGCAUCCAAGGGAGGUGACCCAGAGGAUGCCACAGCCAAGGUGCUGUCAGUGCUGAAGCAUUCAUUGCUGACUUUUAAACGACAAAGAGCCUUGGAUAUUUUGAAACUUUACUUCUUGUUUUCUUUGCAGUUCCUGGUCAAAGAGGGCUAUUUAGAUCAAGAAGGUAAACCUAUGAAAUUUGCAGAACUUGUGUCACAUUUGCAUGGUCAUGAACCUUCAAAUUUUGUUUUUGUCAGUUUUCUUAUGAAAGGUCUUUUCCAUAAUCUCUGUCAGCCAACCUCAAAAGGCUCACAACAGUUUUCUCAGGAUGUGAUGGAAAAGCUCAUGUUAGUAUUGGCCAAUUUGUUUGGAAGGAACUAUUUUCCAGCAAAAUUGCGAGAUGCUAAUUUAAGUUUUUCUCAAUCAGAGGUAAUCCUUGGUGAACUCCCGGAGGAUUUUAAAGCUGCUUUACAUGAGUAUAACUUGAAAGUGACAAAGGACUUUGCCUCCUUCCUGCUGUUUGCUUCCAAGUUGGCGAACACGAGAAAUGAAUCUCAACUCCCUUUAUCAAGAAUCAAAUUUACAGGUAAAAAAUGUGAAGACUCCCAGCUUGUGUCUCACUUGAUGAGCUGCAAGGAAGGAAGAAUAGCCAUUUCACCAUUUGUUUGUCUCUCCGGAAACACAGAUGAUGAUUUGCUUCGACCAGAGAUGAUCAACCAGGUCAUUCUGCGCACAAUCAGUGUCAAUGGCACUCAGGCUCCCAUGCUGUGGACACAGAAAUUAGAUAACCAAGGAAGAAGAAUGCCACUAAAUGCUUAUGCACUCAAUUUCUACAAACAUGGCUGCUUGACAAGAUUAGGCCAAACCAGUGGGAUGACUAGGGGGAAGCUUUUAAAGCUUUUAAAAGACUUUGCAUUCAACAUUCAGGAUAUCAGUGAUUCCUUGAGUGAACUAUGUGAAGAUGAGCAUGACAAUGUGGUCUUAGCAUUUAAACAAUUGAGUCAAAGCUUCUAUGAAAAACUUCAAGAAGUCCAAACUCAAAUGCAUCCACAUCAUUUGAGAUAA
Messenger RNA from Cynocephalus volans (Philippine flying lemur), 5249 nucleotides. RefSeq names its product DExD/H-box 60 like (gene DDX60L). Gene Ontology annotation, biological process: defense response to virus. Gene Ontology annotation, molecular function: double-stranded RNA binding; ATP binding; single-stranded RNA binding. The record is from RefSeq and is a predicted model, not a curated record. Lineage: Eukaryota; Metazoa; Chordata; Mammalia; Dermoptera; Cynocephalidae. Gene Ontology annotation, cellular component: cytoplasm.